Messenger RNA from Vicia faba (fava bean), 1836 nucleotides. Lineage: Eukaryota; Viridiplantae; Streptophyta; Magnoliopsida; Fabales; Fabaceae. The record is from the annotation of a GenBank genome assembly.
AUGGCAUGUAUUUCUUUACCUUGUUGUACUGGGUCAUUUUUGACCCCAAAUAGGUUACAAAUUAGAAAUUUUAGGGUUCAUAGAGGUUUAUGCACUAGUUCAUUUGUUUUGCCUUCAAUGAAGUUUAAUUUUCAACAUGAGUUUGUAUUGAACAAGAAAUUUGAGUGUUAUGGUAGAGAAAAUAGAGUUCCGGUGUCGAGGUUUCGGUAUUAUUGUUGCAAGUCUCAACAGAAUGGUGUUCAUAAUGAAAUUGAGCCACUUGUUAGUAGAAGUAGGGGUGAUAGUGGUAGGAAGAGUGGUUAUGGUAAAGAGGAAAGUAAGAGGUUGAAGAAGAGAUUUUCGUUGAGGUUGCGGCCGAGGUUAAGGUUAUUGGUUAUGAGAAUGAAAAGGGCUUCUGUUGAAUCUGUUUUAAGUAAGUUUACUUCAAUUCCUCCGCCUAAAAUUGUUCCGUAUUCGGAUUUGAUUGGAAGUCUUCAGAAUGGAAUAGUUGCAAAAGUUUUAGUCGAAGAGGGGUCUCGAUGUAUAUAUUACAAUACGGUGUCUGAUGUUGAGGUUGUUGAAGAUGAUAAGGCUUCUGGUGAAGAAUCACAACGAGUAGUAGAUGUUGCGAUGGACAAGGAUAUAAACGAGGUUAUGAGUGAGGAUGGUUCAAGGUCUAGCCAGAUUCCAGUGUUGAAAAAAUUGAAGAAAUUCUCAAAGAGACGAGCUUCUAUUCCUGAGUGGCAGUAUUCCACGAGAAAAAUAGACCGCGAUGAAAAAUUUCUUAUGAGUUUGAUGAGAGAAAAGGGGGUUACAUUUAGCUCUGCGCCUCAAUCUGUGUUAAUGUCAAUAAGGACUACUCUGAUAACUAUGAUUGCACUGUGGAUACCGUUAAUUCCGUUGAUGUGGAUUAUGUAUCGUCAACUUUCUGCCGCUAAUAGUCCAGCAAAGAAGCGGAAACCGAAUAGUCAGACAGUUGGAUUCGAAGAUGUCCAAGGUGUUGAUUCUGCUAAAGUAGAACUCAUGGAGGUAGUUUCAUGUCUGCAAGGCGAUAUAAAUUACCAAAAGGUAGGUGCAAAGCUACCUAGAGGAGUGUUGCUUGUCGGUCCUCCAGGAACCGGGAAGACAUUACUUGCACGUGCAGUAGCAGGGGAAGCAGAUGUACCCUUUUUCACAGUCUCUGCCAGCGAGUUUGUAGAAAUGUUUGUUGGAAGAGGGGCUGCUAGAAUCAGAGACCUUUUUAGUACAGCAAGGAAAAAUGCACCAUCGAUCAUAUUCAUCGAUGAACUUGAUGCAGUUGGAGGCAAACGUGGAAGAAGCUUCAAUGACGAACGUGACCAAACGCUGAACCAGUUGCUGACCGAAAUGGAUGGGUUUGAAUCAGAGAUGAGAGUGGUUGUCAUUGCAGCAACUAACAGACCGGAAGUCUUGGAUCCGGCCCUAUGUCGCCCGGGUCGUUUCUCAAGGAAAGUAUUUGUAGGAGACCCCGAUGAAGAAGGAAGGAGAAAGAUAUUAGGUGUGCAUCUAAAAGGAGUUCCUUUGGAGGAGGAUGCUAACAUCAUAUGCCAGUUGAUUGCUACUCUUACUGCCGGUCUUGUAGGUGCUGAUCUUGCAAACAUUGUCAAUGAAUCCGCUUUGCUUGCUGCUCGAAGAGGUAGUGAAACUGUGGCAAGGGAAGAUAUAAUGGAAGCAAUUGAAAGAGCAAAGUUUGGAAUCAAUGAUAAGCAACUAAGGUCUAGUAAAAUAAGCAAGGAGCUAAGUAAGCUAUUCCCUUGGAUGCCAUCAUUGAUGGGAAGAAGUGAUAGGAAACAAGAUGACAUACAAGGUCCACUAGGUUAUCAAUCAUUGAGUUCAUGA